Molecule: messenger RNA, 339 nt
Organism: Striga asiatica
Lineage: Eukaryota; Viridiplantae; Streptophyta; Magnoliopsida; Lamiales; Orobanchaceae
Source: the annotation of a GenBank genome assembly
ACGAGCAACCUCCGACGCGAACUCUCCUCCGCGAGCCUUUCUCAGUCCGUGACUAGCAGCAACGCCGCGAGCCCGUCCCUCGCCGUGAACCAGUCCCGUCGCACAGCCACUCCUCCUCGCCGGGAGAAGCUCCUCAGCCGUGACGGGAGCGAAUUUAUGAGAAUCCGACUUCAGGCGAUUGAGGGUGAAUGCACCCGACGACAGCUAAUCUCGAUAGGUCCGGUUGUGGGCAGAAGAACUACAUCAUCCCGCCCUUCAUGGCGAUUCGAGCAUCCCGCGAUUGAAACCACGCCGAUGACGAGAAUGCCGACGUCCACCAGAUUUUCCAGCGACGGGACC